AAUAGAAUAAAAACAGAGAGGUAUUUAAGUGUCAAAUGAUUGAUUUGUAUUUUCCUAAAACAAUAUCAUUAAUUAAAGGAACUACGCACAAUCAAUAGAAAAAAGUAAGGGGUUACAAGUAUACUAACUAUAUAAUAACUGGAAUAAACGGACAAGGCUUAAUUAAAGAUUACAGGGGUCAACCUUGAAAUCAACCAAAUCAGUCAGACUAGAGACCGGUAAAUUUACCUUCUUAAAUAUGGAAGGAAAAGUACAAAUUUGAACGUGGAUAGAAAGUACUGGAUACUUUUGGCUUUAUAUGUUAUAGAUAGGUGUAUAAAUAUUCAUCAAUAGGUCAGAGAGAAAGGUUAAUAGAUAGCAUAUCAACCAUAGAAGGCUAUCCGAAGAUAAAGAUGCUAUAUUGGAGAUAAAAUAAAUUACAUAACCGAACUUGAUGUAAACAACUCGAAAUCAAUUUCAUUACGUUAUUCUAUUAAUAUCCGGAAAAGAUAAAUCCUUUUAGAGAUUAUUUUGGUGAUAUGUGUGACAGGUGUUUCUUAAUUGAUUGAUAUGUUUUAUAAUAAAAAGAAUCGAUUAUCGUUUAACAGAGUAACACGAAUGUAUACGCCUUUUGAAAUGUACUUAAUGUUUUAAUCGAAGAAUAAAAUUCAAUGAAGUCACAGAUUGAGAGAAUCAAUCGUCACGUAUUCCGAACGGAGAAGAGUUAAAAUAUUCCGAAAGGAGGAAAGUAAAGGUAUUCCAAACGGAGCAAAGUUAACACACUCCGAAAAGAGCGAAAUUUUCAUAUUCUAGACGCUGGAAAAUUAAUUAAAAUACCCCGAAUAAAGGGAAGUUUACAUAUUCCAAAAGAAAGAAACGUAACAUAUUCCAAUUGUAUGAAAAUACACUUGUGAAACAUUUUUAAAAAGGAAUAUUUUAUUGUGUUAUUGCGUUCAAACAUAAGUCCUAUUGUUAAUAUAGGAUAUAGGACUAUUAACGCCGGAAAACGCACAUUCAAAUAAUGUAUAGAACUUUACCAUGAGGAAGUACUUUAAACAUUUGGACUGAUAAAUUUGUCCAUAUAAAUUCGCCGUUUCAUUCAGGCGUGUUCUUUUUGGCCCUUGAAAUCUCCAAUGCAGAAUAUGUAACAGUUAUUCGUAUUGAGAAAAAGAUAGUUCUCGAUUCCUAGAAUCGUCUAAAACAAUUAAGUACACUAACGAUUUUUUACAAGGACUUCGUCUUAUAUAUAAAACAAAGUGAUAACUGUGGUAAAUUUGUGCAAUCCAUUUUGGCGAGUACGAGCGGUAGAUAUCAGCAGAUAUGGUGAACAUAUAUUGGUGAGGUAAUAAUAUGAAAAAGGACAAGGAUCUACGUUGAAGUCAGAGAUACCACGAGAAUAGACUAUGCGUGGAAUAAACUUCAGAACCUUUAAAUCGAAAUCUUUGCUGGCAUUUGUCACUGUGAGUUUCGUCAUUUUGUUUACGUUUUAUUCUUUUCAUAGCGGUCAAAUAGACAUUUAUAAACACUUAAAUCAAAGGCGAUAUUAUGGAGUUCAAGAUUUGGUUUCUGGUGAUCAAGAUUUUGUAAAAUCUAACAAAUCGGUCAUAAUAACGAGGAAGCUGACAGAGGAAAGAAAAGAAAAUAUCCCGUUGUCUGCUGUAAAUUUAACAAGUAAUUCCAAUCCAUUAAAAAUUCAUUCAAAUGAUGAACGGGCGAAACGAAACAAUUCAAGAAAUUAUUUCAAUAACGUAAAAGCAAGAUACGAUACUAGCUCCGAUUACAAAGCUGACAAAUUGGUCGUAUCAGGCAGUGUUGAUACAUUCGACAUUAAACAAAGUUCAAAGGUCAAAAUAUUGAUAAACAGUUCACACGAAAGGGAAAACACUUUUACUGAUAACAGUAAAAGGACACGUUUUGAUCACGUUCCUAUCAAUACGAAACGAGAUUAUUUAGUUACACCAAUAUUUAAGAGUACAGGUGACCAGGUUUCAUCUUUUUCAAAGUCUGGUCUCAUCAAAAAUAGAUAUCCAAGUCGAUUACUAAAACACAAUAAGAAAAUGGAAGGAUAUUUACGAAAGAAAAAUAAAUUAAAGAACAAUUCGAAUAAAUUUUCGGAGAAAAAUUAUGGCAUGCCCUUUAUGAAUGUUUUUCUUAGAGAUAAAAAUGACAUUGAGGAAAAUCAAAAACAAAUUCGAACCGGAAAUAGAAGAAACCCGGUUGUUCGGUUCCCUUACAAGGAAGCUUUGGGACGACAAAAUUUAAUUGAUCGUUCAUUUGGAAUGCAGAAUAAAUAUGAACAGAUAAAAAAAACAAUUUAUAAAUCAAAAUUGUCAAUGAACAAGACGUUACAAACUGACAACGAGGUUAUAAAUGAAUCUUUGCCUGUGCGAAACGAAUCGUGCAGUAGGUGCUUUAAAAAUGACUUCGAUAUCUUGUUGAAUCAAAACGAUUUGUGCACUGAAGCAGAUACAAUCGAUAUUUUAAUCCUUAUUUCAAGUUCUCCAGGCGAUUUCAACGAACGAAGAGCAAUACGAGAAACAUGGGGUUCAAACUGUAAUCAUGAAAACUCGUCAAUGAAGCUUUUAUUCGUAAUCGGCAAUACUCGUAACAUUCCGGACAACAUUCGUCAAUCUCCGGCAAUUCCGAGUGAAAAUAAUAUAACUUCAAAUCAUUCUGAAAAAGAAUUUUCUAAAGAGGGACUUCAGAAAGAAAGCAUAAUAUUUAAAGACAUUGUGCAGAUUGAUUUUGUUGAUUCAUAUGGUAAUUUAACUUUUAAAACUUUAUCUGGAAUAGCAUGGGCCGUUAAGUUUUGUUCAAAAGCGAAAUACAUUAUGAAAACUGACACAGAUAUGUUUGUGAAUACAGAAUUACUUCCCUUUUUAAUACAACAUGCACCGAAAAAAGAGUUUGUCGGUGGAUAUUGCUGGGGACCAUCUUCACCAAACAGGGACCUUCUUUCAAAAUGGUUCGUUUCGUAUAACAGUUACCGAAAACCCCAGUUCCCGCCUAUGUGUUCUGGUACCGGUUACAUAAUGAGUAGUGAAGUCGCUAGCUCUAUAUUGCGUAAGGCUAAAGAUAUUCCAUUCUUUCACUUAGAAGAUGUGUAUAUUGCAUUGUGCUUGAAAAAAAUUAACAUUGAACCCCAUAAUUUAUACGGGUUCAGUAACAUACGUCCAGAUUUUGAUGCCUGUUUUUACAAGAGUAAUGUAGUGACGUCACAUUAUAUGACACCAGAAAACUUGUACGAAUUCUGGCAACCAAUCAAAUCAUGUAGUUUCUCAGUUUUGCCAGAGGAUGUUUAUAGAGAAGUGCCGUUACCGUAUGUUUCAUGAUCUCAAAAAUCGCAAUUUUCUACAAGAGACGGAAAUGAAGAAAUUCUGAUCUUUAUUAUUGUGAGACUUUGUUUUUAAAUUGACAAUGUUGUAUAAAAUGAAAGGUGGUAUUUCGGAUAAUACAAAUUCAGAAGUCUAUAAGAAUAGUAUGCGUAAUUUGAACGAUCGUAUUUGAAAAUAAAAAUAACGUAACGUCA
Messenger RNA from Mytilus trossulus (common blue mussel), 3508 nucleotides. RefSeq lists its product as uncharacterized. Bases 1383 to 3311 code for a protein of 642 amino acids. The record is from RefSeq and is a predicted model, not a curated record. The transcript is spliced from 4 exons. Gene Ontology annotation, cellular component: Golgi membrane. Gene Ontology annotation, molecular function: hexosyltransferase activity. Lineage: Eukaryota; Metazoa; Mollusca; Bivalvia; Mytilida; Mytilidae.